GGGGGGGGGAAGACAUUAAAAUGGUCCCUGACGUGUACAGUAUAAAGUUGCUUGCAUAAAUAUGUAACCUGUGUUUCAUACGUAUUAAAUCUUCACACAAACCUGUAAAGAGCCAUAGCUGCAGAAAAUCAGCACAAGCAUCCCGUGGGAAGCCUGAGCGCAGGGUUAAAGGUCAACACCGCGUCAGAGGGUCCGCCCCCCCCCCAGCUUUCACUGCCCGCUGCACAAUCCUCUUCCUGCAGCUGAAUGCAGCUCAGUCUCGCACCGCAGGAGGAAGUGCUGCUGGCUUUCUUUUCCUCUUUCUCCCUCGUUUCCUUGCCCUGAACCCUGGGCUGCUCUCAGUCGCUGGUUUUCUCCUGCUGUGCUGGAUUGAACACGUGAAGGAGCAGCAGAAGAAGCCGCUGGAGGAGGACAGACCCCGUCUAGACCUCCUUCUCCAGAGUCAUGGACAGCGACUUUCUCCCUCCUCCUCCGACCUUCAGCCCGGCCGUGCCUCCCUUCGUCAAGCUGGGGCUGACGGUGGCCUACACCAUCUUCUACUCGCUGCUGUUUGUGUUCGUGUACGUGCAGCUGUGGCUGGUGCUGAGAUACAGACACAAGCGCUUCAGCUACCAGACGGUGUUUCUGUUCUUGUGUCUGCUGUGGGCGGCUCUGCGAGCGCUGCUCUUCUCCUUUUAUUUCAGAGACUGCGUGACCGCAAACACACUCGGACCCUUGUCUUUCUGGCUGCUCUACUGUUUCCCCGUCUGCCUGCAGUUCUUCACCCUCAGCCUCAUGAAUCUGUACUUCGCACAGGUCAUUUUCAAGGCGAAGUCUAAAUAUUCACCAGAACUUCAGAAGUACAGGCUGCCGCUGUACCUGCUCUUCCUGUGCAUCAGCUUCCUCUUCCUGCUGGUGAACCUGACCUGUGCUCUGCUGGUGAAGAUGCAGACCAAGGCCGACACAGAGACUGUAGUGCUGGUGCGUGUGGCCAUCAACGACACGCUGUUCGUCCUCUGCGCCGUCUCACUCGCACUGUGUCUCUAUAAGAUCGCCAAGAUGUCUCUGGCCAACAUCUACCUGGAGUCCAAGGGAACAUCCGUGUGUCAGGUGACUCUGAUCGGAGCGACGGUGAUCCUGCUGUACUCGUCCCGUGCGUGUUAUAACCUCGUGGUGCUGGCACUGGCAAAAGUCAAGAGCAUCCACUCAUUUGACUACGACUGGUACAACGUAUCAGACCAAGCAGAUCUGAAGUCGAUGUUGGGCGACGCUGGAUAUGUGGUUUUUGGGGUGAUCCUGUUUGUUUGGGAGCUGCUGCCCACUUCACUAGUGGUCUUCAUUUUCAGAGUCCGAAAGCCGGCUCAGGAUCGAAGUGUGUCAGUGAUCCCCGGCCACAUGUUCUCAUCAAGAGCUUAUUUCUUUGACAACCCGCGGCGUUACGACAGCGAUGAUGAUCUCGCGUGGAGUAUCAUCCCACAAAACAUUCAAGCCAGUCUUACGCCGGACAGUUAUGAUUGGGGUUGUCGAAGCAACAGUUUCAACACAAACGCUGAAGGAGAAGAGUCCCAUCUAGCACCAGAGGAGUUGUAUCCCCACUAAAACAUUCCCAAUGAGGGGUGGUUUUAUUUUGCACAUUUCCUAUCACUGAUGGGUAAUAUUUCAUACCACUGAUGCCUUUACUGCUAUUUAUUACGUUAUUUAGAACAACAGUACAGCUUUGGAAGCAAAACUACCAAUCAUUUUCUCCAAAAAGAAAAAGAAACUAAUGUGCAAAAGUUUCUUUGUAUAAAUGUGAUUUCAAAUGCACUACUCAGAGAUCAAUCAGAUAAGUUUCGCUCACUCCCAUGAUGCAUUGCGAAUUAUUUGAUCGAGUCGACCUCCCUACGUUCUACAUAGUAGUACUUGUAUAUUUAAAUAUUUUUUGUGUGUUUGUAGUAAAUAUUUAUAUUUUGCAUUUAAAUUUUUUUAUUUAAAUAUAAAUCUACAAAUUCAGCACUUAAAAUCAAUGACUGUACAACUUAUUCAAAUUAUUUGCAAUGACUCAUUAAAUAAAAUUAAUUCACAUUUCUUGGAAUUGAAAUACUUGUGGAGAAAAUGAAUGGGAAAAAUAUUUCCAGAAUCAGUGCUACUGAAAAUGUGGCUGUUCAUUGUAGCGUUCAGUUCUUUCGACUUUUAGGCCAGUAGUUCCUAUUUCAGAUGAAUUACUCUAUACAAGCUAUUUUUCUGAGUUUGCACUGUCAGUUAUAUACAGAAGAAUAUAUAUGAAUUAAUAUAUUGAGUAUACUAGAUAAGUAUGAUAACUUUCCACUUUGUGAAAUGUAGAUUUUAUUGCCAUUUUUGUAUCGCUGCUCCAUAAACAAAUCAUUUUCUUCAUUCCAGUUCUGUUCAGAUUCGGGACACAAACCUGUUUAAAAAAGAUUGAUGAAGGAAAUAACUUCAUAUUCACUUGGCCUGAACUGUGAAAACAUUGUUGACACUCUCCUAUUGAACAUUUAGAUGAAAACACAAUAAAAAGUAUAUAUUUUUAAAUGUUGAGAGAUGAAUAAAGGGGUUCGGUUUGUUGACCAUUGUUUUUAUCAAUGCAUUUUUAGUGUUUGAUUGUACGGUUUGUAGCUUUUGCACUUUGUAAAACUUUGUUUUCUACAUUAAUAAAAGUUAAAUUCUCUAUAUUACAGACAUUGAGAUCACUUGUCUAGAGAUUGAAUGAAACCUAUUGCAGAUUGACACAGACUGUUUAUCAUUGCAUCAGUGUCUCAUCAGUGGAUGCUCUGCAGUGAAUGGGUGCCGUCAAAAUGAGAGCAGAUAAAA
Messenger RNA from Carassius auratus (goldfish), 2787 nucleotides. Its product is annotated as integral membrane protein GPR137B-like. The record is from RefSeq and is a predicted model, not a curated record. Gene Ontology annotation, biological process: positive regulation of TORC1 signaling; negative regulation of bone resorption; regulation of autophagy. The coding region runs from base 445 to 1578 and encodes 377 amino acids. Gene Ontology annotation, cellular component: lysosomal membrane. Lineage: Eukaryota; Metazoa; Chordata; Actinopteri; Cypriniformes; Cyprinidae. The transcript is spliced from 7 exons.